AUGGAGCUCUUCCUCUGUCCCUCCUGUCGCCUGCUUCUCUGGGACCCGGUGACGGUCUCCUGCGGCCAUUCCUUCUGCAGGAGAUGCCUGGGCGAAACCUUGCCUUCCGAGUGCCGCCUCUGCGGCGAGAAACUCGGACUCCUGGGCCCGCGGACGCCGGGCUCGAACGUCCUCCUCGGGAACUUGCUAGAAAAGGGCUUGGAUCCGGCCGCCAAGGUGGCCCGGUUGAAAAGGGACCUGCAGGAGCUGGUGAGCAACAGGGACUUCCAGGAAGCGCUGAGGACACUUCAGAAGGGAAUCGACUUGGCUCCAGAUGAUCUUACAUUAAGGGUGUGCAGAUCAGAGCUUUAUGUGGCUUUACAGCAGUAUGAAGCGGCUCUUGAGGAUUUGGAGAUUCUAUGCAAGCAGAAGCCAGAAGAAUGUGAAGGCUUUUUUAGAAAAGGGAAAGUGCUCUUGGACUUAGGGAAGCAAUCAGAGGCCCUGCUGCAGUUUCAACACUGCCUUACACUGAACUCCAGUUUCCAUGCUGCUCAAUAUGAAAUAGAAAAGAUUCUCACAAAUGAUGCCUCCCCUACUCCUGGUACUGUUAUGGAGUUGAAGAACAAUGGUAGCCAGAACUUGGAAGAUUGUAAUUCAAGGGAACAAUUGACUUUUCCUGUGAGUUUUGAAGAAGAACCCCUACCGGAUAUGAAGAAAGAAAAAGCAAUUUGGCUGGAAGGAACUAUGCCUGAUCAUAGCCAGGCAGCACUUCCCAUGUCUCAAUGGAUGAGGGAAAAAUUCAGAUCAGAUCUUUCUGCAAAUGAAGAAGAUUUGGAUGAAGAGGAGGCCUCAUCAAAGACAUCAGGAAUUAGAUCACCAGAUACAAAACCUAUGAAAGACUAUUGUCCAUGCUUCCUGGGCUUCCUGACUACAUCAGACUUGGAAUGUUCUCUUUGUAUACGUAUGUUAUAUGAACCUGUCACCACCCCAUGUGGCCACACUUUCUGCAAAGAGUGUAUGGAGCGUUGCCUGGACCACCGACCCAACUGCCCACUUUGCAAGCAAAGCCUGGGAGAGUAUCUGAGAGCUGGAAAAUACAUGACUACCAUUCUGCUUGAAGAAUUGAUGACUGCAGUCUUCCCCUCACAGCUGGCAGAAAGGAAACUGGUCCACCAAGCUGAAAUGGUAGAACUUUCAAACCUAAACAAGAAUAUCCCCAUCUUUGUGUGCACCAUGUCAUUUCCAGGUCUUGUAUGUCCUCUACAUGUGUUUGAACCUCGCUAUCGACUCAUGAUGCGAAGAUGUCAGGAGACUGGCACAAAGAUGUUUGGCAUGUGCAUGUAUGACAAUGGAAAAAACUUUGCUGACUAUGGCUGUAUAUUGGAGAUUCAGAAAAUAGCAUUUUUUCCUGACGGACGAUCAUUGGUGGACACUAUAGGCAAGAGGAGGUUUCGAGUUUUGAGACGAGGGCAUAGAGAUGGCUACCACACUGCAGAUAUUGAAUAUUUGGAAGAUGAGAAAAUGGAAGGAGAAGAACAGACGGAGCUCCAGAAUUUGCAUGAUUGUACCUAUGAGCUAACCCAGAGAUUUUAUGAACAUGGGGGCAGAACAUUUAGACAGCUUGUGAUGCAUCAUGGACCACUUCCUGAAAAAGAGGAAGACAUACAGGCAUUGCCAGAUGGACCAGUUUGGUGUUGGUGGCUUAUAUCUGUCUUGCCCCUUGAGUUGACCCACAAAUUGACUAUUUUUUCUGAAACUUCCCUGAAGGCACGACUUACCCAACUAAAGCAUAUUCUGAACAUUCUUCUGGAAAGUCGUGACUACAGCAACUAAUAUUUAGACGUGCCACAAGGAUGUUUUAGAUAACAUAGAAGGCAGAGAAGUGGGCAGUUCCGGGGAAGAAAUGGCAAACUGAAGACCGCUGGCAAAAAAAUGGAACUGACAACCACAGAGGAGUGAACUGGUGAAUUGACCAGCUCUUCAUAAUUCUUCUCCAGCCAAAGAGAGGAUUUGAGAUUGCCCACAAGUGCUCUAUACAGUUGCUCCUCACAAUGCCAGUGUGGUGCCCUCCAGAGGUCCUGGGACUGCAAUUCCUAGAAUUUCCAGCCAUCACCGUGACUGGGAAAUUCUACCAGUUGUGAUCCCAGCACAUCAAGUGGAUGCCAAGUUAAGGUGGUCAAAGCCUUAACGUCUUUAUUUCCCUUUUUAUUGUGAUUAUUUUGUUACUGUAAAACUGACUUCAGCUAUAGUCCUUGAGUGAGAACCCUGAAACCGUUCUGCAGUUGUAGCAAGAUUUACUACAGUAGUAUCUAGUAGUAGCAAGAUUUUUUGAAUGGGUUUUGGACUGACAGGGCUAGAAGAUUCAGUAGUAAGAUGAGAAUUGUAUUCAAGUGAACACAUUUCUAAGCAUCUUACACCCAGGAGAAUAGGAAAUAAAAGUACAAAUGCUGGGACUUUCCUGAGAAAUUUUGCCUUAUAUCACAUAUUGAUGUCUGCAUGGGACUAUUCAACAUAUUCUUCAAAAUGUAUGAUGUCCUUUCCAAUUUAAGUAACUCACUGCUAUUGAUUGUAGGGUAAAAGCCAACUCAGAAAUGAGUAACAUGACAAAAGGGCUGAUUUUCUUUCCUGUAUUCUAUUCUGAUUGCUAUUUAAUGCUAUUUAAUUCCAAAAGGGAUCAGUUACAAUGAUGUAUGCUGCUGAAGAAGGUAGAUUAGAAUACUUCUAUAAUAUGAUAAGAAAGUUAUAAAACCUACACUGUGAACAGAUAACGUGUAGAUGUUCAGGAAGUACAAUGAUUUCUCACCAUUGCUAAUGCUGUCUAGUGUUGGUGGGAGUUACAGAACAUCUGGAGAGCUAUACUUUCUCACCCAUCUGAAGCAGACCGUUUUAAAGAUUUAAUUCACAGAAAAUGCCUAAAGGGAAAACUGAAAACGAAAAUGAAAUUGUGGACAAUUCCCAUGGGAUAAAGUGAAUUGCUAGAGGACUAACUAUGUAUAAUUCAGGAAUUAUUCUAGGUUUCAAGAUGGCAGAGUAUUCAUCUGAGCCAAUCUGCUGCAUAAUUGUACGUGCUGCUAGGCAAAUUACCACGAAUAUAAAAAGUUGGAUAUACAUGUAUAUAAUAUGAACUGAGCACAUGUACACAUAAGUUUAGUAUAGGGAAUGUCUGACUAGUUCAUGAAAGAUCAAUCAUUUGUUCAUGUUUAAGAAGACAUGGGAUUUUUAAAACAAUAGUUGCUAAAAUGAUUGCUUUGUAAAAUUUGCCAAAGAUUAGAAUUAUUCUUAAAUGAAAUGUUUUUGUGCUCCAACACCAAGAAUAUGGAUUCUGAGAAUGAACAACACUGUACAAUACAGAUAGUCCUUGAUUUAUGACCAUAAUUGGGACUGGAACCUCUGUUGGUAAGUGAUGCGGCCAUACAAUUUCCCAGUUUUAUGAUCUUUUUUGCAGCAAUUGUUAAAUGUAUCCAACUUCCCCCAUUGACUUUGCUUAUUAGCAGCUGACUGGGAAGGUGGCAAGUGCGGAUCCCAUGACCCUGGGAUCCUGCAACUGUGAUAAAUAAAUGCCGGUUCUCAAGCACCCAAGUUACAGUCACAUAACUGGGGAAAGUAAUGGUUAUAAUAUGAGGACCGGUCAUAAAUCAUUUUUUAAAGUACAGUGGUAACUUCAGAUGGUUGCUAAACAAAAGGUCCUAAAUUAAGGAGUAACUGUAUUCUUUUUUUUUUUUUUGCAGAUUUUAAACCUGCUGUGAUAUAUAGCUGGGUUGGCUUUUAAUUGUAUUUAAAUUUGUACCUAAUAGUGCGCCUGAUAACAAUAUAUUGACGUAAUUUAAAAUUGGCUUUUCUCUGCUAGUCAGAAAGAAUUAAAAUACUGUAGUAAGGCAUAUGCUACAUUAUUAUUUAAGCUGCUGCUAUCUUGUGCUACUGCUGGUUUGACUGUUAAGUGGUUUAAGAAAAUGCUGUCCAGACUCAGAUACUUUGUCAACAAAUUGUAAAAUAUUCAAUCUGGACUACAGGUUAUCAUGUCUUCCCAUUGGACAAUUCCUCUUGUGCCCUUCCACCUUUCUGUAUCAGGCAAACAAUGGCCAUUUUUCUUUCUCUGGGUGGAUCAUCUUAAAGAGAUAUAUUAAAAAUAUAUCUUGGAGAGACUUGGACAGAGCAGAGCCAGGUUUUAAUCCUUCUGUAGGUAUAAAAACUGGGUCAAUGUCUUUGGGCAUCACUGUCAACUCACUCAGGAAAUUGAAAACAUCUAUCUACCAAUCCACAAUGGCCAGUAUGAUGACUAAUAACCUUCAAUGAAGAGACCUUCAUCCUGCAGUGAAUUGCUUUGGGAUAAUAUUACACACACACACACACACACACACCAAACAAACACACACAUACAUCCUAAAACAUCAAAGGAGGAAGACUUUCACUCCAGCCUCUAAAUGGCCUGUAUGUUAAUAUGGCUACUUAAUUGCUGAGUGUGAAGGUUUUCUACUUCAAAUAACAAAUUAAUGAAAUGGUGGAACUAUUAAUGAGAACAGAUAAAUAAAUCAAAUGGAAAUGGGGGAAGCUUGGAAAAACCAACAGCUUUUAAAAAGUGCAGUUUUCUUUGAGGUGUCAAACCAGCAACAUUGUGAAUUAGCAAGACAAUUGUUUCACUGAUUAUACUGUAGUUAACAGGAUAACAAGAAAAGUUUGAAAGCUAUUAGAACUAAUGCUAAGGAUUAGUUCAAUUGAAGAAAUGGUCCUUCCUCUGCAGAGUAUCCAGUGAACUGUUGACCUUCAGCUGCAGCAAAGUAAAAGCAUCUUGGCGCAAAUAGAAAGGAACAAUCGCACCAACAUGGAGAAAAAAUGUAUAUAAUUUAUGUUUUUUAAAAGUAAAGUUGGGGGGGGGAGAAAUGGAAACGAUAUAUUUUCUCCCAUUAAGGUCUUUUGCUUGCCUUAAAUUACCGCGUUGGAGGUUUUUUUUUGUACUAUAAGGGAAGAGGAAUUCAACUGCCAAAUAAGGGGCAUGUGGUCCAUAUGCUUUUUCCCCAUUUUGCAUUUUUCUAUAUUUAUUUGGAACCGUUGGGAUAGAUUAUAAAUGUUGAAUAGAAUUUAGGUUUCUUUCAACCUUUAUAUCCUAUCCUUGUGAUAAUAGGCAUCUGAUAUUUAUAGGGCAUAAUGGAGAUUUAAUAGAUUUUUGGACUAUUUUAUCGUGCUACCACCAGCUGCUUAUUUCUCUGCUUGCUUCCAGAUGUCAUCUUUAUAACUCACUUGUGUUGAACUCAUUCUUUUGUAUAUUGUGCCUCCUCAGAAUAAUGAGCUUCUCUAAUUUAAAGAUAUAAAAUGGUGUUGAAGGGAUGGGGCAAAAUUGCAUGUUUGCAAUUUGUAUUUACUUCAUGUGUUAUGAAAUAAAAUACUGGUUGGAA
Molecule: messenger RNA, 5369 nt
Organism: Protobothrops mucrosquamatus (brown spotted pit viper)
Lineage: Eukaryota; Metazoa; Chordata; Lepidosauria; Squamata; Viperidae
Product: LON peptidase N-terminal domain and RING finger protein 1
Exons: 12
Coding region: 1-1812 (603 amino acids)
Molecular function (GO): protein binding
Source: RefSeq, a predicted model, not a curated record